GUCACCUGACUUGCAGCAGCUGCCGGAAAUCUCGCGCCUCAAAGAAGAGGGGGGGAAAAGAUGGCGGCGGAAAGGGAACCCCCUCCUCUUGGGGACGGCAGGCAGACCGAUUUCGAGGAGCUGGAGGACGGCGAGGACCUUUUCACCAGCACCGUCUCUACCCUGGAGUCAAGCCCUUCCUCUCCAGAACCAGCCAGUCUUCCUGCUGAAGACAUCAGUACACAUUCUAAUGGUCCUAAGCCUGCAGAAAUUAUACUAGAUGAUGACAGGGAAGACCUUUUCGCUGAAGCCACAGAGGAAGUUUCUCUGGACAGUCCAGAAAGGGAGCCAAUACUUUCUUCAGAAUCUACUCCGGCUGUCACUCCUGUUACACCAACUACACUAAUAGCACCCAGAAUGGAGUCAAAAAUUGUAGUUGCCCCUGUGGAUUUUGAUAGAUCCACAGAAGAGACUGAAGAAGAAGCAAAUGGGGACCUUUUUGAUAUUGAUAUUAAUGUGUCAGAUCCAGAGAAAGUUGGUGAUGGCAUGAAUGCUUACAUGGCAUACAGAGUAACAACAAAGACUUCACUGUCCAUGUUUCACAAAAAUGAAUUCUCUGUUAAAAGAAGAUUCAGUGACUUUCUUGGCUUGCAUGGCAAAUUAGCAUCUAAAUAUCUGCAUGUUGGGUACAUUGUGCCUCCAGCUCCAGAAAAAAGUAUUGUAGGUAUGACUAAGGUCAAAGUAGGCAAGGAAGACUCGUCGUCUACAGAAUUUGUAGAGAAAAGAAGAGCAGCAUUAGAAAGGUAUCUACAACGAACAGUAAAACACCCAACCUUGUUACAGGAUCCUGAUUUAAGGCAGUUCUUGGAAAGUUCUGAGCUGCCGAGAGCAGUUAACACCCAGGCUCUGAGUGGAGCAGGAAUAUUGAGGAUGGUAAACAAGGCUGCCGACGCUGUCAACAAAAUGACGAUCAAGAUGAAUGAAUCGGAUGCAUGGUUUGAGGAAAAACAACAACAGUUUGAAAAUCUUGAUCAGCAACUUCGGAAACUUCAUGGUAGUGUAGAAGCCUUGGUCUGUCACAGAAAAGAACUUUCAGUCAACACAGCUGCCUUUGCUAAAAGUGCUGCCAUGUUAGGGAACUCAGAAGACCACACUGCUUUAUCAAGAGCUUUGUCUCAACUUGCUGAAGUUGAGGAAAAGAUAGAUCAGUUGCAUCAAGAACAAGCUUUUGCUGACUUCUAUGUGUUCUCUGAGCUGCUCAGCGACUAUAUUCGCCUUAUUGGUUCAGUAAAAGGUGUGUUUGAUCACCGAAUGAAAUGCUGGCAGAAGUGGCAAGAUGCUCAGGUGAUGUUACAGAAAAAACGAGAGGCUGAAGCUAAACUUCAACUUGCCAACAAACCUGACAAAUUACAACAAGCUAAGGAUGAAAUCAAAGAGUGGGAAACAAAAGUUCAACAGGGAGAAAGGGAUUUUGAGCAAAUCUCCAAAACAAUACGCAAAGAAGUAGGGAGAUUUGAGAAGGAACGUGUGAGAGACUUCAAAACUGUAAUAAUCAAGUAUUUGGAAUCAUUAGUGCAAACACAACAGCAGCUGAUAAAAUACUGGGAGGCAUUCCUACCUGAAGCCAAAGCCAUUGCCUAGAAAGAAGACACUUUCAAAUAUGAAGACCCCUUGGAUGUUUGUCCCAAUUGAGCUCAGUUCCACAGUGAAAUCACUUUAAAAUCAUCCAAAUAAACCACUAUAUAUUUUA
This is a messenger RNA of Elgaria multicarinata webbii, 1729 nucleotides long. It is a transcript of the gene SNX2, whose product is annotated as sorting nexin 2. The transcript has 15 exons. NCBI's taxonomy places the organism in Eukaryota, Metazoa, Chordata, Lepidosauria, Squamata, Anguidae. Gene Ontology annotation, molecular function: phosphatidylinositol binding. Gene Ontology annotation, biological process: intracellular protein transport; early endosome to Golgi transport. Gene Ontology annotation, cellular component: endosome membrane; endosome; retromer complex. The record is from RefSeq and is a predicted model, not a curated record. The coding region runs from base 61 to 1620 and encodes 519 amino acids.